Messenger RNA from Mollisia scopiformis, 1304 nucleotides. RefSeq names its product putative O-methyltransferase. Gene Ontology annotation, molecular function: O-methyltransferase activity. The record is from RefSeq and is a predicted model, not a curated record. NCBI's taxonomy places the organism in Eukaryota, Fungi, Ascomycota, Leotiomycetes, Helotiales, Mollisiaceae. The coding region runs from base 45 to 1304 and encodes 419 amino acids. The transcript is spliced from 5 exons.
CAGAGGUCUGGCUAUCGAAUUGAAAGCGGGGCCAUUACACAAUCAUGUCUAGAAUCCAAGAGCUAGCCCGUAUCAUCGCCGUCCAUACCGAUCUAAUCGAUUUGUUCAUCACCUCCAAAGAUCAACAGCAGCCAUCUUUCGACAUCAAUCUUCCAGAAACAUUGAGUCUCCCUAGUGCUCUUCAGGAAUCUAGGAAGCUUGUUAUCGAGGCCAUGACGGAGUUGAAGGAACUUCUCCAAGGCCCCAAAGAGCUUCUGCUUAGCAAUUCUUCAAAUCAACUACUUAGUCUGCGCUAUAUAUAUCAUUUUCGGAUCGCACAUUCCUUUCCCGUUGGCGCAGAAGCUACGUUCCUCCAAAUUUCCAAGGUAUGCGGGCUUAAUGAGCCGGAUGUACGUCGAAUCAUGAGGCAUGAAAUGGCACAUCGUAUAUUCCGCGAGGUCCAGAAGGGCGUCGUUGUCCAUACAGGAGCAUCACAACUUCUUGCGCAGAACCGGCAAUUGCAAGCUUGGGUGGGCACCUGCGUUGAGGAAAUGUGGCCCUCUGCGGCAGUUCCUGCCAUGAUAAAGUGGCCAAAUUCACAAAAGCCUUCGCACACUGGCUUUUCCCUUGCGAAUGACACCGAUGAACCUAUCUACGAGACGCUGAGAAAGGACCCGCAACGAGCUGCCCGAUUCGCGGAAGGCAUGUCGUCCUUCGCCACAGGGGCAGGGUACGAAACACAGCAUGUUGUUGAAUACAGUCUUUGGUCGUCUAUAAGUGGAGGGCUUGUGGUGGAUUGCGGAGGAUCUCAUGGAGAUUUCAUGAUUGCUAUCGCCAAGAAGUAUCCGUCUUGGAAUUUCAUCGUCCAGGAUCUUGCGAGUACAAUUGAAAGCAGGCCCGAACUGCCUCCAGGCUUGGAAAAUCGGGUUACCUUCAUGGCUCAUGAUUUCUUUACUGAACAGCCUGUCAAGAAUGCUGAUGUGUAUUUCUUCAGAUGGAUAUUCCAUAAUUGGUCGGACAGGUACUCUUUGCGCAUACUUCGCAGCUUAAUUCCGGCUUUGAAACCACAAGCGAGGGUCAUCAUCAAUGACGCAUGCUUACCAGAGCCUAACACCUUACCAAUAAUGGCAGAAAGGAGUAUCAGGUCCAUGGUUCUUUCCAUGUUGCAAAUCUUGAAUGCGCGAGAGCGAGAGAAGCAAGAUUGGGAAGAUGUGUUCAAGCUAGCAGACCCAAGAUUCAAGUUCUUGGGGAUACAACAGCCACAAGAGUCUAGACUUGCUUUCAUUGAAGCCAUCUGGGAGCCUACUAGAGUGCGGGAUAAUUGA